Medioppia subpectinata is the source of this 3063-nucleotide messenger RNA. Lineage: Eukaryota; Metazoa; Arthropoda; Arachnida; Sarcoptiformes; Oppiidae. The record is from the annotation of a GenBank genome assembly.
AUGGGAGCAAAACCGACGGUCUCCAAAAGAGAUCGCAACGACUACGAGAAAAACCCGCACCCGAUUGUGUGUUACUUUGGCAGUUGGGCACACUACCACAAGAAUGAAACAUUUGAAAUUGAAGACAUUGACUACAAUUUAUGCACUCAUAUUAACUAUGGUUUUGCUAAAAUCGAUGAAUACAAUUACACAAUGCUAAUGUUUGAUCCCUGGCUGGAAGACCAUUUGGAGGAGUACAAGAGAUUCACAGACCUGAGGAAGAAGAACCCACACUUGACGACAAUGAUAUCGUUGGGCGGUUGGUAUGAGGGGUCAGAGAAGUACUCAGAUAUGGUUACCAACGUUCAAAUGAGACAGAGAUUUGUGAAGAGUGCGGUUGAUUUCCUGGUGAAAUACGACUUCGAUGGCCUGGACUUGGAUUGGGAACAUCCGGGCGCCAGAGGGGGUGCGGCGACUGAUAAAGAGAAUUACGUCAAACUAUUAGAGGAAUUGAAGGUAGCGUUUGAAUCGGAGGGAUAUCUCCUGACGGCCGCCUUAUCUCCCGGAAAGGGCACGAUUGACCAUGCUUUUGUUGUGCCAAAACUGAAUGAACUGCUCGAUUGGGCAAAUGUGAUGACAUACGACUACCAUGGUGGGUUUGACAACUAUUUGGGACACAACGCACCCAUAUUUCACAGACCAGAAGAGAAUGAAGAGUUGGAGAGAAGUCACCCGGGAAUGGAUUACACGCACUUCACUGUCGACUUUACUAUCAAUUACUUCCUAAGUCUGGGUCUGUCUAAGGAGAAGAUGAUAAUGGGAGUGCCCUUCUAUGGCAGAGGUUGGACUCUUAUGGACGCUCAACACAAUAAACUUCACGACGAAGCAAAGGGUAUGUCACCCGCGGGUUGGAUAGGGGGUGAGCCCGGAGUGUUGGGCUACGACGAGUUAUGCCAACUGUUUAAGAAAAAUGAAACCAGCGAUUGGCAGACAACGGGAGACCCCUAUUAUUUGGCUCCUUAUUCGUGGACUAAAAAGAUAUUUAUGGGACACGAAGACGUUAAGAGUAUUAAGUGCAAAAUCGCAUACUUAAAAAGCAAGAAAUUGAAGGGAGCGAUGGUUUGGGCGCUUGAAAACGACGACUUCAAGAACCGUUGCGGUGACGGAAAGUAUCCGUUGCUUAAUACCGUAUACUCUAUGCUUAACGGCAAAGACAGCGGAUCUAUGGAGUGUCCCUACGGAAACAUAUACCCGCCGACUCCCACACCCGAACCCACGACCACCACAACCACGACUACAACUACACAAAAACCUACGCCCAGUCCCGACACACCGACACCGGUGCCAAUCACAUCGACAACUCCCGGUGAUAUAGACCUAUUAUGUUCCCGCGAUGGAUAUAUGCCCGAUCGUGAGGAUAAACAUGACUACUAUCAGUGCGAGAAUAUCGGUCCCCAUGAAUGGAGACUUACAAAGAAGUCGUGCCCACUCGGCCCGUCUGGUGAACAACUGAUUUGGCACCAGGAGCUCAAACGAUUUUUGCUACUUUCGGCACUUGUGCUGAUAUUUGUGACCGGUCUCGACGCCGUCGCCAAAAGAGAUCACAACGACUACACAAAAAACCCGCACCCGAUUGUGUGCUACUUUGGCAGUUGGGCACACUACCAUAAGGCCGAACCAUUUGAAAUUGAAGACAUCGAUUACGAUUUAUGCACUCAUAUUAACUAUGGUUUCGCUAAAAUCGAUGAAUACAACUACACUUUGUUGAUGUUUGAUCCGUGGCUAGAGGAACAUUUUGAGGCGUACAAGAGAUUCAUUGACCUGAAGAAGAAGAACCCGAACUUAACGACAAUGAUAUCGUUGGGCGGUUGGUAUGAGGGGUCAGAGAAGUACUCAGAUAUGGUUACCAACUCUGAAAUGAGACAGAGAUUUGUCAAACUUGCGGUUGAAUUCUUAAUCAAAUACGACUUCGAUGGCCUGGACUUGGAUUGGGAACAUCCGGGCGCCAGAGGGGGUGCGGCGACUGACAAAGAAAAUUAUGUCAAACUAUUAGAGGAAUUGAAAGUAGCGUUUGAACCACAUGGAUUUCUCCUGACGGCCGCUUUAUCUCCAGGCAAAAGCACAAUUGACCAUGCUUUUGUUGUGCCAAAACUGAAUGAACUGCUCGAUUGGGCAAAUGUGAUGACAUACGACUACCAUGGUGGGUUUGAUAACUACUUGGGACACAACGCACCCAUAUAUCACAGACCGGAAGAGACUGAAGAGUUGGAGAGAAGUCAUCCGGGAAUGGAUUACACGCACUUCACUGUCGACUUUACUGUCAAUUACUUCCUAAGUCUGGGUCUAUCUAAGGAGAAGAUGAUAAUGGGAGUGCCCUUCUAUGGCAGAGGUUGGACUCUUAUGGACGCUCAACACAAUAAACUGCACGACGAGGCAAAGGGUAUGUCACCCGCGGGUUGGAUAGGGGGUGAGCCCGGAGUGUUGGGUUACGACGAGUUAUGCCAACUGUUUAAGAAAGAAGGUAGCGAUUGGCACACCACAGGAGACCCCUAUUAUUUGGCUCCGUAUUCGUGGACUAAUGACAUAUUUAUUGGACACGAAGAUGUUAAGAGUCUUAAAUGCAAAAUCGCAUACUUAAAGAGCAAGAAACUGAAGGGAGCGAUGGUUUGGGCGCUUGAAAACGACGACUUCAAGAACCGUUGCGGUGAAGGCAAGAAUCCAUUGCUUAAUACCGUGUACUCUAUGCUUAACGGCAAAGACGCCGGAUCUAUGGAGUGUCCCUACGGAGACGUUAUCCCCAGGACUCCCGCCCCGACCACACCUACACCUAAGCCCACAACACCCACACCCGCACCCACGACACCAACACCAGCGCCCACUCCCUCCCCAACUGAAGAUCCGGUAGACUUUUACUGUUCCCGAGACGGAUAUAUGGCCUAUGCUUUAGAUCACCACAAGUUCUAUCAGUGCGAGAAUAUCGGACCCCAUAAGUGGAGACUAACCCUUCAGCCCUGUCCGGGAGACAUGACAUGGGUUCAGGCCCACAAAAAGUGUGACGGACCCCCCGAUGUUUAUCAUCAGUAA